Molecule: messenger RNA, 4571 nt
Organism: Mya arenaria
Lineage: Eukaryota; Metazoa; Mollusca; Bivalvia; Myida; Myidae
Exons: 8
Coding region: 569-1426 (285 amino acids)
Source: RefSeq, a predicted model, not a curated record
AAUUAUUAAUAGGAACAACACAUUUUGGGAAUCCAUUAAACAAACCAAACAUGUAUGUGAUUGUCAUGUGAAUGGCUGAAGGAUAUUACUUGUUCUUAGUAUUAUAAAUUAGUGCCAGUAAAAUAUAUGAAACAAUUCAAACAAUGUUACAAAAAGUGAUAUACCUCAGAAAACCACCGUGAUACUGACCUGAGUGUAUGUGUGUAUUUAAGUGUUAACUAAUAUUCUCCUCUGAACUACUUAGACAUUGUCAUUUCAUCAUGGAUCUCUCAGGUGUGGAUGUAUUGUCCGUCCUCGUUUUUUUUACGUCUCUAUCCGUAUUGAACGAGUUGGUCAUAGCAACAGAACCAUAUCAGUGUUAUGGCACUGUUUGUAAUGGGGGUGUGGUGGAAGAGUUCUGCCAAAGGAAUUUCCCCUUUUGCCGCCCAUGCUCAGAUGUAAAUAAGGACUGCAAGACGACGCAUUUCCCCCAAAAUUGCACCAGAUAUUGUGUUGAUUAUCUCGUGAGGCAGGCUUUGGAUAAAGUACCGGUAUCGUGCCCUUGCCCUCCGAAGUUAAGGAAUGGACAAUGGCAAAUCGAGCAAGAAAAUGCCCUAUGGAAGGUGUUCAGGCAACCACGCAUGCGGAGUUUGUAUGCCAUACUGGAUUUCAGACGGUUGGGGGUUCAUCAUGGAAAUGUUCUUUUAAUGGAACGUGGCUUUCGGAUGAAACCGGUACUGACCACACGUUUCCUUUCUGUUCCGAAACAGCGUCUUCUCUUCCGCUCAUAUAUGCAGUGGUUAUUUUGUCUGCCGUUUGCGUGUGUUUAAUUAUUAAACAAAUUGUGGACUGUGUGCGCGCAAAGUUUCAUAAACUAUCGUCAAAAGAAUGUCCAGAUGUUGAAUCCCAAAUCAAAGAACCACUUCUUGAAAGGGAAAAAGAACAAGUUCUUGAAAUACAAGAAGUAGAGGAGAGUGAAACAAGACACCCUGUUUCACAGGAUGCAGCCGAUCAACCAAAAGAUAGUACUUCACGGAAUGAAAACAACGACGAAAACGUUGAGAACACAGAACAUAUACCGAAAAGAAAUGACAGCCCGGCUUCCCAAAGGUCAGUAAACGUUCACAUCACAUUGGACAUCGAAGGAAGAGGUGAUAAGGAAGACACAAUUGAACCAGACUAUACUUCAUUAAACGAACCCGACGAUACUCUGUCAAACGAACUCGGCGAUACUUCGUCAAACGAACCCGACGAUACUUUGUCAAAGGAACUAGAAGACAGUUCGUCAUAUAGACCAGCUGAUGUCUGUAGCAAGCCAAUUCAAGAGACUGGUGAGGUAGAGACCAAACCUAAUAAAGACAAAUUAAUGCAACUUUCAAACGCAAUAGUUGCUGACAUUCCUCAACUGUCACCUUCGGCACCCUCGGAAUCCAUAGUGUUUAGUUAGAGAGCGAAUAAAAACAAGCCAGUUAACUAUACUAGUUGAGGGCUCAAAUUCGAACACUUUUGAAUGUUUGUUUUUUUGUGUGAGUCCCUGUUGUAGAUAGUUACACUUUUUAUGAAACAUCUUUGGUAACCGUGUCAACUUCUAUUAAAGGAUAGGUUCAGAAUCAUUUCAGAUCAUGUAGAAAUUCUUCAAUUUAUAGACAGUAAAUCACGAUUCAAUUUGCGAAUCGUGUGUCUCAAAAUCAGUAUUGAAUAUGCACAUUAGAAACCAUUUUAAAACAUGUAUUUCUUAAACUAUACGCCAUUUUAAAAAAUGUAUUGCUAAGUUUUAACCAGUGAUGUACAAACACAUGACUGUUUUUAAUUUGAACUGAAAUAGAACAAGCAAACAUUGGUAAUGACCUACAAAAAGUCAACCUCGUGCAAAUGUAUAUAACAACAUUAUAAUAAUAACCCUUUCCUAAUGUACAAAUAAGGCCAAGAGUUUAUUUUUAUUUUGAGACACAAUAUUCACAAAUGAAAAGCAUGAUGUCUAUUUUUCUAUUAAAAAUACUUCAAACACUGGUCAAUAUAGUUGAACUUGCCUCAAAGACGUGCAUACGACCCGUUACGUCAUUCACCCGCGUGGUACAUUCUGAUCUUUUAACGAGUUAGAACAAUGAAUGGGAAUAAGUGUACUGUUCGGAGUUGUGCACUCGACCAUUAGUCUUAUUAGCCAUAAUGAUAAAUGUUGAUAACCCCAUGUUAUUUUGGUAUCAUUAUCUGAUGGAGCUACAAUGUAUUUCAAUAUUAACUAUAUAUGGGGAUUAACGCUUAAAGAAAUCCAAAACAAUUAUAGUCAAUGGUGGCCGUGUUAUCUGUCCCUGAAUAACACUCAAUUAAGUUUAAUAAAAUUCUACGUUGCGCAAAAGUAAUAACUGGCAAGACCCUACCCCCAUCACCAAUUGCUGAUGAACAACAUAAGACAGCGAUUUGCUAUGGUUGACAAGAGAGGCAAAAUUUUACCAACGCCUGGCUCGAACUGUACUUCCUGUAAUGUCCGUGUUGGAUAUACAUUUUUUACCAGGUACUUUGUACUGUAGUUUAAAUACCGUGUGCGCCUGUUUCUAUAUUACUUUGUUUGUGCAAAAACUUUUUUGUUUAUGUAAUUUUGAUUGUCUAUAUAACUUUGCUUGUAUACAUAACUGUGUUCUUUUUUAUACGUUUGUUUGUUCAUGUAACGUGGAUAUAACGGCAAUACCUUGAAGAGUACUUGCCUUCUUGUUUUUGAUGAUUAGUUCCUCAUACAAAAUACAAGGUUGACUAUGGCGCCGUAAACUUUCAGUGCUUUGAUUAUAUGGACAUUUUGCAUAUUCAUGUAAACUUUAAAACCGUUUUUUUCUGCUGGCUAGGGAUGUUCCAGCGUGUGAUGUCUCCUUCUUUUUAAAUUUUACUUAGGUAAUCAUUUCAAAGAAAAGUUUAGCUAAUACAUGUCUUUUUUAUUUUUAAUAAUGUUUUCUUUGUAUGUUCCCUAAAUUUUCUAAGGCAGACUGUGUGUGAUGAUCAAUGUUUCAAACAAUUAACUGCAUCGUAUAUUUUAAAUGUUUUUGCUUUUUGUACUCUGAAUUGUAUUUCUUCGUCUGCAGAUAGAGUUGUGACCCCUAAUCAUAGAAGUACUUCGGGUUUACCCUACCGUUAUUUAGUAUGUGUUUAUUAUUAAGUUUGCUCAAGUGAAUGCAUAAUUUGAUAAUAUUUACCAUUAAUUGUUUAACUUUAUUCUGGAUAAUUGGGAUAAGAGUAAGGAUGUGUACGCAAUCGGGUUUCAACCCAAAGUAAAUUUACAUUUUACUGAACGUUUUCAGGCGGUACAUAAUGAUCCUUGAUAAACACACCUAGUGUUUUAUAUAGUAUAUAUGCACUGUUAUGUUAGUGGAGUUUUGUGCUGUUGUUACAUGUUUCUUGUUUGUGAUUUUUUUGUUUAUGUGUUCUAUGUCUUUGGCGUUAACCUUUUGCCAUUAGACAGGGUUAAAAUUUUGGCUACUGAGCUUGUUUCUGUAGUUUUUCCUAUAAACAUUUAGAUAACUUUGUUUGUUUUACAAACUUUCAACAUAAUAUAUAAAGAAUUAUGCUCAAUUAUAAACUUUACGAAGUUGUACAAACUGUUUUACAAACUGUGUUUUCGUAUUUGUGACAUUUUGUACGAUAAGGAAAGAGAUCGGAUUUUAACCCCAAGCUGUUGGAUGGAUAGGUUAUGCUCUCGUUACUUUGUGACAGAUUCCUGACUUUCAUAAUAUUGUUAUAUGUAUGCGACCUGCGUAAGGCCGAUUAGUUUAAAAGUGUAAUGUACAAGUCCUACCACGCAAAGUUUGACUAAGUGGGCAUACAUUAUUGCGGACAACAUGUUGUCAAAUACAUCAUGUUGGGUAUGAGUGUUAUUAAAAUCAUUUUCUUUAUAUAGAUAUGUUUUAUAUGUAUUUACGAGUACGUUAAAAUAAUUGCUCAUGAUUCGUAAUGUUUGGAUAUGAUCAUUAUUGCCAUAUUAGUAAUAGUUUCAGUACAAUGAGCACGAAGCGCGAGAUUGCUUUCAAUCAAGAGAGUUGGAUGUAGUCAUUGUGGUGUAAUGUGUUGCCAAUAUGUAUAUAUAUAUGUGUGUGUGUAUGUAUAGUCUAAUGAUAAGCCACAUGACUAGUUUCUGUUAAUUGUAAAUGUUUUUUAUCCUGUUAUUUGCAUACAAAUCGACCUAAUAACAGGGUACCUAAUACACGUUGCCUUAUUAGGUCAUGAGGUCAUGUGAUUUUUCAUAAUAUUGUUAUAUUUAUGCGACCUGCGUAAGGCCGAUUAGUUUAAAAGUGUAAUGUACAAGUCCGUCUACGCAAAGUUUGACUAAGUGGGCAUAUAUUAAUGCCGACAACAUGUUGUUGAAUACAUCAUGUUGGGUAUGAGUGUUUCAGUAGUUUGAACUAAUUUCUCAUGGUGUGAAAUGUUUGGCUAUGACCCGUGCUACAUGUAUGACCAAUAUAAAGUCACCAUUGCAGUAUUUCAGUACAGCGAGCACGGUGAGCGUGAUUACAUUCAAUCAUGAGGAUUAGAUGUAGUAAUUGUUUUGUAAUGUAUUGCCAAUAUAAACAUUUAUGUAUAUUACAGUCUUUAAAUACGACACACAACUA